Messenger RNA from Exophiala aquamarina CBS 119918, 456 nucleotides. RefSeq lists its product as uncharacterized. The coding region runs from base 1 to 456 and encodes 151 amino acids. Gene Ontology annotation, cellular component: mitochondrial matrix. Gene Ontology annotation, biological process: mitochondrial respiratory chain complex IV assembly. Lineage: Eukaryota; Fungi; Ascomycota; Eurotiomycetes; Chaetothyriales; Herpotrichiellaceae. The transcript has a single exon. The record is from RefSeq and is a predicted model, not a curated record.
AUGCCACCGCACCUGCACCCACGCUCAACAGCGACCUCGACGCUAUUCGCCGGGACUCUUCUCGCCUCAUUCGUAGUCGUCGGCAUCCCACAUCUCUUCCCAUGUCCACAGCCACGAAGAAGCUACGCGGAUGCUGAGCGCGCACAACAACCACCAAACUCAACGCGCUAUGACAGAUCAGAUGGCAACGUAAGGGAGAGGAAAGGCUUGUCCCAGCGAAAAGCCAUGUCCGAGGAAGCCGCACUCUUCGCCGAGCUGCAGCAAGAGGCGGAGGCUAUGGACCGCGAAUCCAGGGAGUGUCCCGUGCCGAAGCCGAUGGGCUUUCUUAGGAAAGUUUUGGGGUUUGAGGAGAAAGAGAGCAGUAAGAUGAUAGAUGAGCCUUCACAAUCUGCAGCUCCAGCUCCUGCUCCGUCAAUACCGUCCAGUGCUGUUGGGGAUGAGCAAGGGAAGAGCUGA